Molecule: messenger RNA, 2838 nt
Organism: Sycon ciliatum
Lineage: Eukaryota; Metazoa; Porifera; Calcarea; Leucosolenida; Sycettidae
Product: rho GTPase-activating protein 1-like
Exons: 3
Coding region: 312-1496 (394 amino acids)
Biological process (GO): small GTPase-mediated signal transduction
Cellular component (GO): cytoplasm
Molecular function (GO): GTPase activator activity
Source: RefSeq, a predicted model, not a curated record
CUGGCAUGCAGUGGUAUUGCCUUGUGCUAGCAUGCUUCAGGUUGUUUCUUUGGAGCACACACACGUCCAUGGCUGUUUAGUUCCUUCAGCUACUAGUAGUAUGUGGUGCUUCGUGAAAGUGUUACUAUGAUCGUGGAGUAACCUGUGUGCUGCCUCAGAACUAAAAAAUUUGUACUUCGCCAGUGAACGUCUUUCCCUUUCGAAUUCGUAGUUGUUUCUGCUUCCUGCCACGAAUUUCAUAAAAAAAUAAUUGUUGUCUAUUGAUUUGAGUAUUUUGAAAAGUACGCUCGCCUUCCUGAUCUUGACCGGCAAUGGCCGUCGCUGCCGACAGCGUGCCCCGGUCAAAGACCUCCAGUACUCAAUUCGCAGACAUAGCCCGUCACCAUAUUAUCUCCACGGCUGGUGUUGAUCGUGAAGGUCGCCAGGUCGUGGUUUUCUUCGCCCAUCGACUGCCAGCCAAGGAGGAGAUCGAUCAUGAGCGUUUACUUGAGUAUAUGUUCCACACGUUGGACAAUAUCGUGGAAAGCGACUACACACUGGUCUACUUUCACCAUGGACUCCGAUCCAGUAAUAAGCCAGGCAUGAAGUGGGCAAUACGUGUGUACCGGGAGCUCGACCGCAGCUACAAGAAGAACGUCAAGAAGAUGAUCAUCAUGCAUCCGACGUCGUUCGUGCGCAUACUCCUCACCGCGUUCAAGCCGGUCGUCAGCGUCAAGUUCGGUCGCAAGCUGGCCAUGAUGUCUCGCCUCUCGGAGCUCGAGACGGUGCUGUACCUGGACCAGCUGGAGGUGCCCGACGCCAUCAAGCAGUACGACCGCACGCUGGAGAAGUCGCAGGUGACGGCCGGCCGGAGCGACGCCGCGCACUUCUACAACCGCAUGACCAGUGGUGCUGGUGGCAGUACGGGUGGCAAGGUGUUUGGCGUACCACCGUGUGUGCUUGCCGAGCAAAACGGCGGCGAUCCGGUUCUGCCCAUGCUCGUCGACUGUGCCAGGCACGUCCGUAGUAACGCCGAUCGCACUGUCGGGAUUUUCCGCCGCUCCGCCAACAGUAACGAGUUGAAGGACACCAAGAUGGCGUACGAGGCUGGCAAGACCGUGGACGUCGACAGCAUGGAUGUGCACACGGCCGCCUGCCUACUCAAGCUGUUCGUGCGCGAGCUGCCCGAACCGCUGCUGACGUACGCGCUCUACGAGCCCGUCAUCGAUCCCAACAUUGAUUUCAUGGAGAGUCAUCGUGUGACAUUCAUCGCCGACCUGCUCAGCCGCCUGCCCGACUCCAACCUUCGCCUGCUGCUCUUCAUCCUAGACUUGUUAGUGGCCAUAUCCGAGUUUGAAGCGACCAAUCUUAUGUCCAAGCCGAAUCUGGCCACCGUCUUCGGGCCCAACCUGCUCUGGUCCAACAAAGCUGCGGCCAGUCUGGACACGAUGAAGAGUAUCAAUCACUUCUUACUGGCUAUGCUGGAGAACUACACGCGGCUCAAGGAUUUGCUUUAGACCUACCUGUCAGUGCUCUGCCAGCUGUAUACACCGUGCAGCGUCUAUGCUUCGAGCCGGACGUUGUAACGCUUGAGCACUGUUGUGCAGCGAUCGAGCUGCGUCUGAGCUGCUCGCGUUUUCGUCCGAUCUCCGCCUGCUCUGGCCGGUUAGGGUGCUCUCAGGGCGUCGCGUGUCGUUGGAGCUGAGUGUGUGUGCGUGUGCGUGUGAGGAAUUCCGUCGUCCACUCUUGAUUGGCCGUCCCACUCGGAUCCAGUUGUAGGCUCUCAAAGCUGGGAGUAGUGGGUGUUCUGUGCAGUUCACAAGCCGCUUAGUGUUUCUCGCUUCACGAUAACUUUGCCAGAGCUGUUGGUGCCAAAUUCAAGUGUGUUGUGCUAAUUUUGCUUGAGUUUUGAUGGCCAAAUUUUAAUUUCCAGUGCCGUGCCGACGAUAACUUGAGCCUCUGCGUUUUAUCUUGCUCUCUUGUCUACUUGAUAAGCACUACAGCUUCAUGUCCCUCUUUUCUCUCUCUAUCUCUCCUCUCUCUCCGUCCCCUCCGCCCCAUAUUGCCAUCGUUCCUGCAGCACCUGCUGUCGCGUGUGCCCUCCCAGCCAGCCAGCCGAAACCGUCCUCCAUGUGUUGAAGCUGAAAGUUAAUUUUGUGACCCCGGUGGCAAUUGUCCACUGACACAGAAGUCCAUCCGUAAUAGCCUCACCGCAUGCACCAUGCACCUACCCCACGUUGCUGUUUUCUAUACCCUCUCCUCUUUCAACCCUCCCCGGCAGCAGCUAAAUGCUUAGCCCAAACGUUCUAUGUCAGCCCUAUCCGGAUCAUUCACUAAAUUACUCUCCUCCUGCGCAUUUCCGUUAGCCGUACUUGCUACUUGCAGGCCCUGUCCAGCCAGUCAUAACAGAAAGUAGUCCUCUCUCCAUCUCUCUGUCUCUCUCUCUGUCUCUCUCUGUCUCUCUCUCUCUCUCUCUCUCUCUCUCUCUCUCUCUCUCUCUCUCUCUCUCUCUCUCUCUCUCUCUCUCUCUCUCUCUCUCUCUCUCUGUCUCUCUUUCUCUCUCUCUCUCUCUCUCUCUCUCUCUCUCUCUCUCUCUCUCUCUCUCUCUCUCUCUCUCUCUCUCUCUCUCUCUCCAUCUCUCCAUCUCUCUCUCUCUCUCUCUCUCUCUCUCUCUCUCUCUCUCUCAAUCAGUAAUGAUUUAUCCGCUCACCCGUCUUAUGUUAGUCUCACUGAUCUGUUUUUAUCAAGCUAGAGUCAGUGAUAUUUUCUUUUUUUUCUUUUUUUUAAAUUCUCUCCUCUCACUUACCGUAUAGAACUAGGCUUUAGACCCAAACCACAGACUAUACUAAUUAAUGGUCA